This is a messenger RNA of Camellia sinensis, 1232 nucleotides long. RefSeq lists its product as uncharacterized. Lineage: Eukaryota; Viridiplantae; Streptophyta; Magnoliopsida; Ericales; Theaceae. The record is from RefSeq and is a predicted model, not a curated record. Gene Ontology annotation, molecular function: double-stranded RNA binding.
AAAAAGAAAGAAGGAGAAUGUUGGGUUGGGGGUUUCAGUCGCAUUCGCGAAAGCGCUCUCUCUCUCUCUCUCUCUCUACGUGAAUCUUUUGGAGCAAUUCAGCCGGAAAAAAUGGCGUUGGAAGCGAACGUUUGUUGCGGCAGCGGCGGCGCUAUGUCCUUGUCAUUCCGUGGCGCUCUGAAACCGUUCCCGAGCCGCGUCUCGUUGCUGCAGAGCAUCGAACCUCGACGAGUCCCAUUCUUAGCGUUGGCUAUUGUUAAGAGAAGCCCUAAGCGUCUCAAAUACUCUGCUCCUCGCUUUUCCAAGGAGGACGGGUUGCUUUAUGUUGAAGUUGAUCCAUCUGGAGCAGAUGGUUGGAAAUUGGAUCCAGUUGUCAAACUUCUCAAAGAGGGAGCUGUUGGGGUCAUCCCUACUGAUACCGUGUACGCAAUAGUUUGUGAUCUGAAAAGUCAGUCAGCUAUUGAACGUCUACGAAGAAUUAAAAAUAUAGCAACUUCGAAGCCCCUAAGUAUAUUGUGUCAUUCCUUCCGGGACAUUGACACAUAUACAACGGGAUUCCCUCGUGGUAAUGGUCAAGGUACUACAAACAUAUUUCGAGCUGUGAAGCAUUGUUUACCUGGGCCUUACACUUUCAUCUUAACUGCAAGUAAAGAACUGCCAAAACAGUGCACGAGAUAUGGCACUACAACUUCCAAAUAUGCAUACCGGAAAAAUGUAGGUGUACGCAUUCCUGAUGAUAGUGUAUGUCAAGCAAUUCUAGAGAAGAUGGAUGCACCCUUGAUAUCAACAAGUGCCAAGUCUCCAAAGGAAAAUGGGUGGAUAAUUGAUCCAGUUGUAAUAGCUGAUGUAUAUGGACCAGAGGGUCUUGAUUUUGUCAUUGAUGCGGGUGUUAGAGUGGCUGAUCCGUCCACUGUAGUUGAUAUGACUGGGAGUUUCCCAAGAAUCAUUCGUCAAGGAAAGGGGCCUAAACAACCCUGGAUGGUGGCAGAAGAUGAUAAAGAUUCUGCUGUAGAAGAAGAAGAGCCCACCCCUUAUGCUGCUUAAAAUCCAAUAAUUCAUCUUUGCUUACCUUGUACAGAGCUUAAGAUUCGUUGAUAGUAAUCAAUGGUGGAUUAGUUGUUUUGUUUGAUGUAUAUGUAUCAUAUUUGAUUUUGAGAAGAAAAUAAGAGUUGUAUGAUUUGUGAAUGCUCAGUUCUAAAUGGAAGGAUGUAGAUUACUUUAAUGGUUUUUCA